This is a messenger RNA of Lotus japonicus, 2824 nucleotides long. Its product is annotated as U-box domain-containing protein 52-like. Gene Ontology annotation, biological process: protein phosphorylation. The transcript is spliced from 10 exons. NCBI's taxonomy places the organism in Eukaryota, Viridiplantae, Streptophyta, Magnoliopsida, Fabales, Fabaceae. Gene Ontology annotation, molecular function: protein kinase activity; ATP binding. Bases 338 to 2692 code for a protein of 784 amino acids. The record is from RefSeq and is a predicted model, not a curated record.
CCACCAAAAGAAACUGCAACAAACUAACAAAGUAAACAAAUCAAACACAAAAAUCAAGUCCUUUGCUAAGGGAGGGACAGGAGAGUUUCAAAACAAACAAUUAUCCUGUAUCUUCCCUAAUUCAAAGGUUUUUGUUUCGUCAAGAUUGAAAUCCAGGAAUAUUUGGGGAACAACAGAACAAAUGGCAAUGAAAUAAGGACCUUUUAAUGGUUUCUUACCAAGGAAGAGGGGGAUAAGAUUUUUUGGUUUCUAGGUGUGUUUACUUUGGUUUGUGUUCAUUGAAAGAGCACAAGAAGAUUGCAAGAGUUUAAUUUGGAACCAAAAGGCAAAGGGAGGAAUGUGGUUGCCAAAGAAUCACUCAGACAAGAAGGAUGGUGUGAAUGGACAAGUAGCAGUGGCAAUAGACAGAGAUAAGGGGAGCCAAAAUGCACUCAAAUGGGCUGUUGAUAAUCUCCUCACAAGAAAUUCAAUUGUGAUUCUCAUCCAUGUCAAGACUCAAACACCUUCUCUUUCUCCAUCACCUUCUCUUUUCACCCCAUGGCCAGGGAACAAUUCAUAUAGUGGUGAGAAUUUAUCAGUAUAUAAAGAGCCUGAUGCUCAGAACAAAAGCAUUUUCCUUCCAUCCCGUGUCUUCUGCACACGGAAAGAUAUACAAUGCAAGGAUGUCCUAAUAGAAGAUGUAGAUGUAUCCAAAGCUAUAAUUGAAUAUGCUGCUCAUGCAGGAAUUGAGCAUCUGGUUCUUGGCUCUUCAACAAAAGCUGGUUUGCUUAAAAGAUUCAAGGUAUCAGAUAUUCCAGGAACAGUAACAAAAGGGGCACCAGAUUUUACUACAGUUUAUGUUAUUUCUAAAGGAAAGAUUCAAUCAAUUCGAUCUGCUUCUCGUCCUGCUCCAGCCAUUGUCCCUCUCCAGGGUAGUCAAGUUAGUAUCAGGCCAGACCCACCAUCAGAAUCAAAUGUGUCAUUGCCUCAAAGUGUAAAAGAACAAGAAAAGUAUUCCAUUGAUGCAACUCCACGCAGAUCGCAGGAUGGAUUAGAAACAUUCAGGUCACCACUCACUAGGAAAGGUUACAAAGGUAAACCAUAUGGGGAGACUUCCAAGGAUUCAGACAUAUCCUUUGUGAGCUCUGGAAGACCAAGUACAGACCAUUUGCUCUCUUCAUUAUCUAGCAACCCUGAUACAGGGAUGUCCCACUCCAGGCUCUCAAGUUUCUCAGACAUGGACGGCAACUACAGCUUUGAGUCCAUGUAUCAGGGAAGGAAGUCUACAGAAAUCAGCACUCCUCCUGAAUUUUCAUCACUCUCAUUUGAUAGUGACGGGCUUUCUACUUCUACAGCACAGGCUGUGGAUGAUAUGGAGGCUGAAAUGAGGAGAUUGAAGUUGGAGCUAAAGCAAACAAUGGAAAUGUAUAACACAGCCUGUAAAGAAGCACUCACAGCACAGCAAAAGGCAGUAGAACUUCAGCGCUGGAAAUUAGAAGAAGAGAGGAGAUUGGAAGAGGCAAGGAUUGCCGAGGAAGCUGCAUUGGCAAUUGCAGAGAAGGAGAAAGCCAAAUCUAGAGCAGCUAUGGAGGCUGCAGAAGCACAAAGGAGGAUUGCAGAACUGGAAGCAGAGAAGAGACUUAAUGCAGAAAUGAAAGCACUUAGAGAAUCAGAGGAGAAAAAAAAAGUACUCGAUGCUUUGGUAAAUGUAGAUGUCAGGUAUAGAAGGUAUCCAAUCGAGGAGAUUGAAGCUGCAACAGAAUUUUUUGCAGAGUCCCGGAAGAUUGGAGAAGGAGGAUAUGGUCCAGUUUUUAGUUGUCUUCUGGACCAUACACCUGUUGCAGUCAAGGUUCUUCGUCCUGAUGCAGCACAAGGAAGGUCACAGUUUCAACGAGAGGUCGAGGUACUUAGCUGCAUAAGACAUCCAAACAUGGUUCUCCUCCUAGGAGCAUGCCCAGAAUAUGGCUGCCUUGUGUACGAGUACAUGGCUAAUGGAAGCUUGGACGAUCGCCUCUUUCACCGAGGGAACACACCCCCACUUUCUUGGCAGCAAAGGUUCAAAAUUGCAGCUGAAAUUGGCACUGGCUUGCUCUUCCUUCACCAGACAAAACCAGAGCCUCUGGUGCACAGGGACUUGAAACCAGCCAACAUCUUGCUAGACAGAAACUUCGUGGCCAAGAUCAGUGAUGUGGGGUUGGCCAGGCUAGUCCCACCAUCCGUGGCCGACACCGUGACGCAAUAUCGCAUGACAUCCACGGCAGGAACAUUCUGCUACAUAGAUCCUGAGUACCAGCAAACAGGAAUGCUAGGGGUGAAAUCAGACAUAUAUUCUCUUGGGGUCAUUUUCCUUCAAAUUUUGACAGCGAGACCACCAAUGGGCUUGGCUCACAACACAGAAAGAUCCAUUGAGAAUGGAACCUUUGCUGAUUUGCUUGACCCUGCAGUGCCUGAUUGGCCAGUAGAGGAGGCAUUGAGCCUUGCAAAGAUUGCAGUCCAAUGUGCUGAGUUAAGGAGGAAAGACAGGCCUGAUCUUGGCAAAGUUAUUCUACCUGAACUCAACAGGCUAAGAGAACUUGCUGAGAAUAGAGAACAUUCAACGUUGGGUAACUCUAUCAAGAUCCAUGAGAGACAAGUUUCUUUGCAGCUGGAUGAAGGUUGUCCUUCACUUCCUCACUCUGGGGAGAUGAGAAGAAACACCACAAUUGGUUUGUGAUAAGUCAAAACAAGAUCCCAUUGAAGAAAAAUUAAAAUUUGUUCAAUAUUGUGAUCUCCAGUGUUAAGUGUAAAUUAUUUAGGUGGAUUCAUGGUAUAGCAAGCUUGAUUCUCCAAGUGGUUUUCUGCUCUU